AUGGAACAGAUGCAUUCUUUAGAAUCAAGUUUACCUCCAGAGCAACCUCCUACGAAGCAGGCCAUUGAGAAUCUUAAUUUGGAACUUUCUCAAGAGUUCAAGCUAGCCGCCAAUGCAGUAACAAGGCUUUACCGUGUGGCUAAUGAGAAAAACUCUUUAACCAAACAUCAAGGCUACCUCACCUGUUUGGAUGAUAUACUAUGUGCGCUGGAUUCAAAUGUGACUACCGAUGAGUUAAGGGCAUGGUGUUAUAAACGAAGAAACGAUAUCCUCUCAAAUUCACAAGAUAAAUCUUCAAAUCCGGUGAAAGAAAGGGAAAGAAAGCUUAAUAAGUUUAGUGAAAACCAGCACCGCGAAAAUGAUACUCAUAAAGAACCUUCUAGAAAGGAUAUUGAAGUCAAGUAUAAUUUCAGUUUCAAUGAAUCAAAUGGGGACCUCUCUAAUAUCAACGGAAAUGUGUCACCGAAGUUUAGGCUCUCUAUGCCGCCUUUAAGUGUCGAGCAUCCUGCAAGGAAUGCUAACCGUAUAAAAUCCUGGAAAGUACGAACAAUCAAUCAUGGACGAGGAGACAUGAGAAACUUAAAUGACAUAAUAGCACUUGGAAAUGAGCGUGAACGUGAACAUGAAAAUUUACAUCACGAAAAGAAACCGAAAUUGGAUUCAGAUUCAGAAGCAGACGUAUUUCACCAAGACAUGGAGCCGUAG
Molecule: messenger RNA, 705 nt
Organism: Saccharomyces paradoxus
Lineage: Eukaryota; Fungi; Ascomycota; Saccharomycetes; Saccharomycetales; Saccharomycetaceae
Exons: 1
Coding region: 1-705 (234 amino acids)
Source: RefSeq, a predicted model, not a curated record